AAAAACGCGUUUAAUGUUGAGCCUUAUACUUCUCCAAACAGAACUUCAACGACCAGCUUUGAAGGUUUGAACACAAAACCAACACAAUUGUUGUUUGUUUGACAGAACAACGUGGUAGAAGAAGAGAGAGAAAAUCAGGCUAUAAAAUCAUCAUCAUCAUCAUCAUCUUGCUCUAGAGAGAGAAAGUGGUGUCCUUUGACUGAGCCAGCCGGCAUAAGCCGUCUAAGUUUUCUUCUUCAGAAUUCAAUUGGGUCAGUUUGGGAUUUUCAAGUAUUGGAUUCAUGCUAGAAAAGUUCCAGUCUUUGCUUUUGGUCAUGAGUUUUGGGAGGAUUGUUAGAAGAACUUUUGUUGCUCUUGAAGGGUAAUAUUGGAAUUGUAAUAUUAUUGCAUAGUUGAAACAUGGGUUGCCUAUGUUCCAAGAGUUCAGCUGUAGAAGACAGCAAUGAAAGUACCUCAAAGAAAUUGCAAUCAAGUAGCACAAGAGCUUCAGAGUUGAAUGUUUUGAGGUUGAGUUCUUCCAAGAGGGUUGAAAGUGGAGGUGAUGUGAAAGCGAAAUCGAAUGGAUCAGUGCAGUUGUAUGAUGAUCAAAAUGGGAGGAAGAAGAAAAUUGAAAAGCAUGAAUUGACUGUUGUUGAUCAUCCUGGAUUUGGAAGGGUUCCUAAGGCUAUAGAAGCCGAACAAGUUGCGGCUGGAUGGCCGGCUUGGCUUUCUUCUGUUGCUGGUGAGGCUAUCAAAGGAUGGAUACCGCGAAGUGCAACUACUUUCGAGAGGUUACAUAAAAUUGGGCAAGGAACUUAUAGUACGGUUUAUAAGGCUCGUGACGUGACUAAUCAGAAGAUUGUUGCAUUGAAGAGGGUGCGGUUUGAUAAUCUUGAUCCCGAGAGUGUCAAGUUUAUGGCAAGAGAGAUACAUAUUCUACGUAGGCUCGACCAUCCAAACAUAAUAAAAUUGGAGGGUUUGAUAACCUCAGAAACAUCUCGCAGCUUGUACCUUGUUUUUGAGUAUAUGGAACAUGAUUUAACAGGACUUGCAGCAAAUCCUACCAUCAAAUUCUCCGAACCACAGCUGAAAUGCUACAUGCAUCAACUUCUUAGUGGAUUGGAUCAUUGCCAUAGUCACGGUGUCCUUCAUCGUGAUAUAAAGGGAUCAAAUCUUCUCAUUGACAACAAUGGUGUUUUAAAGAUUGCCGAUUUUGGCUUGGCGAAUGUUUUUGACUCCCAUCACAAUAUUCCAUUGACAAGCCGCGUGGUAACAUUAUGGUAUAGACCGCCCGAACUCUUACUCGGAGCAAAUCAUUAUGGGGUUGCAGUGGAUUUAUGGAGUACUGGUUGCAUUUUGGGGGAACUAUAUACGGGCCGGCCCAUUUUGCCAGGAAAAACCGAGGUUGAGCAGUUGCAUCGGAUUUUUAAACUUUGCGGCUCUCCGUCUGAGGACUAUUGGCUUAAGUUGCGGUUGCCACAUUCAACAGUAUUCAAGCCUCCACACCAUUAUAGGCGAUGUGUUACGGAUACAUUUAAGGAAUACUCAUCAACUGCUCUUAAACUUAUAGAGACCCUACUAUCCGUAGAUCCGUCAAAUCGAGGGACAGCAGCUGCUGCUCUGAAAAGUGAGUUCUUCACAUCAGAACCUUUGCCUUGUGAUCCGUCAAGUUUACCAAAAUAUCCUCCUAGCAAAGAGAUUGACGCUAAAAUGCGAGAUGAAGCAACCAGAAGGCAAGGACCUGUUGGAGAUAAGGAACAAAAAGUUGGCUCAUCGGUUAGACAAGAAAAAGCACCUAGGGCCGUUGUCUCAACAAAAGACAAUGCCGACAUGGGCGCAUCAGUACAGCAGCAGAAACACUAUUCCUUCUCAAAGAACCGAAGCGAAUUGUCCUAUCCGUAUAGAGAACACGUGUCUGGGAAACACUCAGAAGAUGCUAGAGAAACGGAAAAUAACGCAUCCGGUCAUUUUUAUAAAAGACCUUCACAUUCAGGCCCGUUGGCUCCUGGUUCAGGCUGGGUAAGGGGCGUGAAGGAAGUUGAUAACGGGCCUAAUGUUUCAAACAGAGUUAACCUAUCAAAACUAUCCGGGCUAGUAGCAUCCAGGACUUUGACGUCUGAAGAUCAGGAGCCAAAACCAGUUCCCUUUCCCCACAGGAAACCAAUUGAAGUAAGAAAAUCCCUCGAGGCGACUAGUGGGUCCGAGUCAAGAAGAAGGCGGGACAAAAAACGGAUCGUUGAUCACAGUCAAAUUGUAAAUAGAAGAGUCCCGACCGAAAAAUCAACUCCGGAUGGACAUGGAUCGAGUGGAAACAAGAUAUACAUGUCAGGUCCUUUACUGGCUUCCUCAAACAACAUGGAUCAAAUGCUCAAAGACCACGAUCGUAAGAUCCAAGAGUUUUCGAGACGAGCAAGAGGUGAGAAAGUUCGUGCACAGCGAAAGUAGUUGAAAAUUUCUGUUUCUGUCAGCUGCAUACAUAUGUUAUUUGUAUGAUAACAUUUAUUUAUCUCUCAAAAAACACUUGAGAGAAACAAGUAGCAAGAGGGAGUGCAUUCACUCUUUACUGUAAUAUAUCAUGUAAAUUUCAGGCUCUAUAACACAAAAUUAUCCUUUUCUUA
Molecule: messenger RNA, 2597 nt
Organism: Vicia villosa (hairy vetch)
Lineage: Eukaryota; Viridiplantae; Streptophyta; Magnoliopsida; Fabales; Fabaceae
Product: probable serine/threonine-protein kinase At1g54610
Exons: 9
Coding region: 400-2424 (674 amino acids)
Biological process (GO): protein phosphorylation; positive regulation of transcription elongation by RNA polymerase II
Cellular component (GO): nucleus; cyclin-dependent protein kinase holoenzyme complex
Molecular function (GO): cyclin-dependent protein serine/threonine kinase activity; RNA polymerase II CTD heptapeptide repeat kinase activity; ATP binding
Source: RefSeq, a predicted model, not a curated record